Messenger RNA from Sodiomyces alkalinus F11, 1869 nucleotides. RefSeq lists its product as hypothetical. Lineage: Eukaryota; Fungi; Ascomycota; Sordariomycetes; Glomerellales; Plectosphaerellaceae. Bases 1 to 1869 code for a protein of 622 amino acids. The transcript has 4 exons. The record is from RefSeq and is a predicted model, not a curated record.
AUGGCAAGGCCGAGUUUGGACCGACCGUUUCUGGUUCUGGUCGAGGCAGCACCCCAACCCAGUGCUUAUGCAGCUCUGAUAUCAUCGACGCGCCGAUGGCCAACGUUAAAAUCGACAUAUCCGUCCACCAUUCUCCCGACAUUGGCUAGCCCUGCCCCCGCGGCAUCCACAAUGCCUCCUAAAGCCAAGGGCAAGGGCAAAAAGCCAACUCGAACCACCAGCGCGUCCCAGUCGAAGAGCGUGUCGCGACCACAGACAGAACCAGAAACUGCACCAGCAACCCGGACAGAAACAGAACCCCGGUCGGAGCCGCAAGUGCCGGAAUUACCUCAGGAUGAGAACGAAGAGUUGAGCUUUGAGGACCACAUACAGAGCACACCAAAGAAGCAACCCCCUCCCAAGGCUCGAAGAGCUGCGGCCCAGGAAUCAGAAUCGCAAUCGCGGCCCCGCGGAGACAAUGCGCCCGAGGACGAGCUAGCCGAUGAGUCGGUCGAUACCCCGGGGGCAUCUAGAAAGGGUCAGAGGAGGAGAGGGAGAGUGUCAGAUUCCGUGCGCACCACCGGGGAGGAGGUGGAAUCCAUUGAAGGAUCGGUUGGCCCUUUGCAUAACACAACCGGCACCCACGAGGCUAGGCGGCAGGCUGGGCAGAAAGACUCACAAAGGAAAUCUGCUUCGGAUUCAACAGGUAAUGCCAAAUCGAAAGCAUCUGCCAAACUUCGUCCAUCAAGGCCAUUAGGGCCAAAGGGUAGGAAACAGACCAACGAUGCGCCGGAGCCGGCCCAGCAGCGCCGUCGCAAACCACCCUCACAGCAAAUCUCAGAGGCACCACACUCCGACUCCACGAAGCGCUCAGCCCAAACAACCACCCUGCCCUCCAGGCAUGCCGCCUCGGCGCACCCGCAAGAGGAGCCAGUCUCUUCGUCGAAAAAGCGCCGUCGGACAGAAGUCGACGCAAGAAACCCUCCACCUCCUCCAUCGCCCCCCAGGAAAUACCGCCGCAUAGCUCCCCGCAACCUCACCAUCCCCCGGACCAAAGUCGAGGAGUCUUGGACCCCCCUCCCCACCGCCUCCAUUACCAUCGCCUCCUCCCUCCUCCACCUCGCUGAGCGCCCCAUUCUCCAAGGCCUCUCGAACCCGAAACGGCGCAACCAAGCCGCCCAAGCCCUCCGUGUCGUAUCAAAACACCUCACCCGCCGCCUCACCCGCAACUUUCCCUUCCCACCGGCCCUCUCGCAAUCCUCCUCAUCCAACGCCGCCCGUCGCACCUCCGGCGGCCCGAACGGCAACGGUAACAAAAAGGGUCCAAAACCCGUCGUCGACCCACGCGACGAAGAACUCGACUUUGACCGCUGCGUCGCAGCCACGCAGUCCCUCGAACGCACCCAGGACACCCUACUCCACGGUAACCAGCUCCUCCGCGCCGAGCUCGCCCGCGAGGAGGCCGCCCUGGAACGCGACUACGCCGAUCUCGACUCCCUCGAGACCAACGCCCGCUCCGAGAUCCGCGGCCUGCGCGACGGCCUCCGCAAGGCGCACCCCCUCGUACCGCAGCCGCAGCCGCAGCCGCAGUCGCUGCCGGACGGACAAACCACCCUGGCCGAAUCCAGGGCGCGACAGGAAGCGACGUUCAGAGUAGGAGGUCCGGAAGGAGAGGGGCGCUCGGGUAGCGAUCCUCUCUUUCACGGACUCGAUCACCCUGAGCUCUCUGCCCUCCCCAUCCAGGUGGCUAGUCAUGUGGAGAGUAUGCGAACAAACCUACGUCCCAUUGCGGAUGUCUUCCCGGAGAUCACACGGAGCCGUGCUGCCUUGCGAGAUGUCCUGGCGAAGUAUCUUGAUACGCAACAAUACGACGACGUAAUCCUUGGUUGA